This is a messenger RNA of Triticum turgidum subsp. durum (durum wheat), 2859 nucleotides long. The record is from the annotation of a GenBank genome assembly. NCBI's taxonomy places the organism in Eukaryota, Viridiplantae, Streptophyta, Magnoliopsida, Poales, Poaceae.
AUGCAGCGCCACGACUUCGUCAGCCAGCGCUGCACCGCGCUCCAGCGCUACCUCCGCCGGCUGGCCGCGCACCCCGUCGUCGGCCGCAGCCCUGACCUCCGCACCUUCCUUACCGAGCCCGGCGCCAUCGCCGCCUUCCAAGGCGAGGCGCCGCGGCACUGGACCACCACGGUGAAUGCCGCCAUCCCAACGGUCCCGGCCAAAGCUGGGAGGGACUUAUUUGGGAUGUUUAAGGAUUUGAAGCAGACCGUUGUCAAUGGGUUGGUGGCCACGAAGCCACCGCCUGUGGAGGAGGAGACUGAUACAGAAUUCCUGUCGCACAAGUCCAGGCUCGAGGACUUGCAACAGCAGCUCACAACGACGUCUCAGCAGGCGGAAUCACUUGUUAAAGCUCAGGAUGAUCUUCGAACAACGACAGCUCAUUUGGGAAUGACAUUGAUUAAACUGGCAAAAUUUGAAAGGGAGCAGGCAACAUGUAAUUCCGAGAGAAGACGGGCUGGUGUUAUCCAACAUUUUGCAAAUUCUGUUGUCAAGUUCAGCAGAUCUCAGGCAAAAUUAAAUUCUGAAGUUGUACAACAGCUGGAUACUAUCCAUGAAUACUUGGAGAUGAUGAUAUCUGUUAAUCAUGCGUUUACUGAUCGUUCAAACGCUUUACAACAUGUGCAAAGUCUGUCAGCAGAUCUGUUUUUCUUGCACACUAGGGCAGGAAGACUUGAAUCUGUAUCAUCAAGAGGUAUUGGGCAGGAAUGGACAAGGUAUCAGAAGAUAGAGGGAUUGAAAGAAACAAUAAGCACAAGAGAAGGAGUGAAAAACCAAGCUCUUAGAGAAUAUGAAAGUAUUAAGAUCCCAGAGGGUGGUCUUUGUCUUUGUGCUAAGAUCCUGGGAGUGGAUCAUCACGAAAAUAACAUGACUGAAAUUAAAAGAUUUGACAAGGAUAGGCGUCGGGAUCUUAUUGAGAUGCUGAAAGGAUAUGUUGUAAACCAGGUCUCAUAUUCGGACCAUUUUGCUAAUAUGUGGGGAAAGGUCGCAGAGGAAACUAAAGGCCGGGUGUGGGACAAGCUGGCGGCCGCCAGGGUCGUCUACCUCGGCGAGGCCGAGCUCGUGCCCGACCCCGACGACCGCGUCCUCGAGCUCGAGAUCGUCACCAAGCUCGCCGCCCGCUGCGCCGACGCCCAGAGGCGCAUGUCCCUCGCGCUCGAGGCCUUCCCCUGCGACCUCCAGCAGCAGCUCGACGACUUCAUGCGCGGAAGGAUUGAUGGCAGCAUCUUAAAGUUGUACACGUCGCACUGGCCAUCAGAGCGUUGGAAGGAGUAUGAACCUCUUCUAAAUUUCUGUCGUGAUAAGGGAAUUAAGCUUGUUGCUACUGGAACCCCACUGCAGGUGAAAAGAACUGUCCAAGCAGAGGGGAUUGGAGGCCUUUCAAAAGCAGAAAGAAAGGAAUAUGCUCCUCCGGCAGGCUCUGGCUUCAUUUCUGGUUUUAGGUCUGGCCGGUCAUUCAUAGAGAAUAUUACAUCAACUCGUGACUCUCCUUUUGGUCCGAAUUCAUAUUUAUCAGCACAAGCAAGGGUAGUUGAUGAUUAUACCAUGUCUCAGAUAAUUAUGAAAGAACUUAAUGGUAAAGAUCCUCCAGGGAUACUAAUUGUUGUGGCAGGUGCAAGCCAUCUUAUAUAUGGGUCACGAGGAACUGGUGUUCCUGCCAGAGUAUCUAAAAAGUUGCCGAAGAAAGAUCAUGUUGUGGUACUACUUGAUCCUGAAAGACAGAGUAUAAGGAGGGAAGGUCAAAUCCCAGUUGCUGAUUUCUUAUGGUAUUCAGCGGCUAAAAUUUGCAGUAGAAAUUGCUUUGACCGUGCCGAAAUUGCUAGAGUUAUGAAUGCUGCUGGCAGGAGGCCUGAAGCUUUACCCCAGGAUCUUCAGAAAGGAAUAGAUCUUGGAGUUGUUUCUCCUGAGAUAUUGCAGAACUUCUUUGACCUUGACAAAAACCCUGUUAUGACUGAACUAAUUCACCGAUUCCAAGGUUUCCGGGAAAGAUUGCUCGCAGACCCAAAAUUCCUUCAAAGAUUAGCAAUUGAAGAGGCUAUAUCAAUUUCAACCACUCUACUAGCACAGUACGAAAGACGGAAAGGGCGAUUUUUUGAGGAAAUUGACUAUGUCCUCACUGAUACUAUUAGAGGGUCUGUUGUCGAUUUUUUUACAGUGUGGCUACCUGCUCCAACUAUUUCAGUGCUUUCUUUUACCGAUGAUGAUUCUGGUCAGAGCUUGGGCUUUGUCAAAGGCCUUCUGGGAUCAUUGCCAGAUAACGCGUUCCAAAAGAAUACCUUUGGUCGGAAUUGGAAUAUGAACCAGAGGGUCGCCGCAGUAAUAGUUGGUGGUUUGAAACUUGCUGGUGUUGGGUUUAUUUCUGGUGUUGGGGCUGGAGUUUCCUCAGAUCUCCUGUAUGCUGCUCGAGGAUUGCUGAAACCUUCAGCGAGUGUGGGAGCAGGGCGAAAGAGAGCUCCUGUUUUGAAGUCGGCAGCUGUUUAUAGUUGCUUUCUUGGAACAUCAGCAAAUUUGCGGUAUCAGAUCAUUGCUGGCUUAUUGGAGCAUCGACUAGGAGAGAGCCUGGCAACUCAGUAUAAUCAGCCACUUCUUGCUGGUCUCUUGUCCUUUGUAGCAAGGACAGUCAACUCAUACUUGGGAACACAGCAAUGGGUUGAUCUUGCUCGGUACACUGGAGUACAGAAGAUUCAGGAACAGCUUCCUUCCGAUGAGGUCACCACACCACCUGAAACAUCCCAGUUAGAGGACGGUAGAACCGAUGUACAGAACCCGGAUGAGAGCAGCAGCAGCAACGCAGACCGAUCGAGUGACCCGACCAAGUGA